UGGAACCCGUCACAUAACCUCAAUUUGUAAUACUAUUUUAAAGGUUAUAAUUUUUUAUUUAAAUAACUAUACGAAGUUUGAAACAAAAAUGGAACACGCUUUAAAUGAUCUACUAAAAUUUGUGCAAAUCGGCGCAAGACUCGAUUUAAAGGCGUUGGCGGUUGAACAUGUUUUAGGUCUCACCGGAACUCCAGAAGGCCUCGAAGCUAUUUGCAAUAAUCCCGCGCUUCUCGUUUCUCUUAUAAGCUUAUUAGAUGACACUAGCAUUCCAAUCGCAAAAGAUGCGAGUCUUUGCUUGGUUAAUAUAGCGGCCCAAGAGAAAGGUGCUAACGAAUUAAUAAAAGUCGAUUUAGAGCAAUCCUGUCCGCCUUUGCAAAGACCUCCAGAGGAUAUAGUGAGGCAAUGUCUCACCCAUAUAUUUAAUAAAGACAGUAAACUAGCAGACCAGUGUUGCAUGAUCCUGUCGAACCUAAGCCGGCCUUCACAUCUUAUUGAAGAAAUUAUUAACGUGAUUGAGAAAUCUGGUAAAAGCUUCGAUGAGUUAAUAGAGGUUUUUACCAGAAUUGAAUUUAAUAAGAACGCGCGGUUUCAUUAUUUGGGUCCUGUUUUAUCAAACUUGUCCCAAAGUCAAAGAGUCAGGCGGUAUAUUUUGGAUAAAGAAAAGUGUGUUAUACAACGACUGUUGCCGUUUACCGAUUAUAAAGACUCCUUGAUAAGAAGAGGGGGAAUAGUAGGAACAUUAAAAAACUGCUGCUUCGAGAGUGAGUUUCAUGAUUGGCUUUUAAGUGACGAUGUUGAUAUAUUGCCGCGUUUGUUGCUUCCGUUGGCGGGACCAGAAGAAUUUGAUGACGCAGACACUGACAAAUUGCCUUUGGAUCUUCAAUAUCUUCCUGAAGACAAGCUGAGGGAAGAUGAUCCUGAUAUAAGGACCAUUUUGUUGGAAGCCUUAACACAACUCUGCAGCAAAAAAGUUAACAGAGAAUUGAUACGCAGUAAAAAUACCUACUUAAUAUUGAGAGAGCUGCAUAAAUGGGAGACUGACAAAAAAGCUUUACUAGCAUGUGAAAAUUUAGUUGAUAUUUUGAUAAGGACAGAAGAUGAAAUCAUGGAAGACAAUUUAAAAGAACUACAGGUCCCAAAUGAUCUGGCAACAAAGUUUGACAAAUUUAAUAGUGAACUCUAAGCCGAGUAACCUGUUAUUUUUAUAAAUGCUAGUUUUAUCAAUUAAAACAACAAACAUAUAUGAAAAGU
Molecule: messenger RNA, 1251 nt
Organism: Cylas formicarius (sweet potato weevil)
Lineage: Eukaryota; Metazoa; Arthropoda; Insecta; Coleoptera; Brentidae
Product: protein HGH1 homolog
Exons: 4
Coding region: 89-1183 (364 amino acids)
Source: RefSeq, a predicted model, not a curated record